AUGCCUCCCCGUGAUCUCGCCGCACUCUUGCUAUACCCAGCAACGCAUGCACAAGUGCUGGAGACGCGCGAGCGUACAUGGCCUCACUGGGGCGGUAGCACCACACUUGAGCAGUACCUCCAAUGUUGCGAGCGUAUGGACGAAAUGGAACACACGCGAGAUGGAAGAAUAAUGACCUGGGUACUUGCGCCAAGAGACCCCACGACGCUUGAUUUUAUGUGUGCGUGCGAGACGUACAAGCGCACAGGACUCGUCGCCUAUCCUUCCCCAGAUGGCCCCAACAAAGUAAAUGAAACGCCGUGCUAUGGAAUCGCCAGCGCAUAUAUACCCGAGGCGAAGCGGAGGAAAGGAUACGAGCAGCAUCGGAUGUGCCUGUUGCACUGGGUGAUCUCGUCCUGUGAUGAUUUUGUCGAGUUUCCAAAGGAGUGGGGUGUGCCGCCACCAAAAGUGGACGGUGCGGGUGGAGCUGCGUUUUCGGUAUUAUACAGUGCGGUGGGGGAAGACUUUUACGGGAAUGCGGGGGUACAAGCAGAGGAUAAGGCCGGUCAGAUGGAAAAAGUUCCGGGGAGGGUUGAGGAGUCACCCGGGUGGAAGUGGGUGGAGGAGGGAGAUUUGGACGAGAUGUGGAGGGAAGACGCAGGAUUCAUCAAGAAUAGCUUGGAGGGCACACCGAGGUCUGAUCCCUCGUAUGAGACGCCGAGUCCCACGGCAUUUGUAUCGGCUCUGCCAGACAGGGGUGUCGGUUCGUUCCAGGUAGUGCGCUCGCUACUCGUAUCUGGGCAUGCGGUCCCGUUGAAAGUGUGGGGAAUAAGAAAGGAAAACAUUGGUGAUGAGAGGCGGGCGACGGAAACGUUUCCGGAGCUGCUUGAAAAUAUUAAAGAAGCAGCUCAGAGCGCAGGCCUAGAAAAGGUGGAGGUAUGGAACUUGCCAAGGUACUUGGAUGGUCUAGCAGAGGGAGAGGGAAAUGAGGACGGGAAGAAGUACGAACCAACACGUGGGUUGCCAGUGAUUAAAUGGUACAGGGGUAGAGGGGAGACGCGAGAUGUCGAAUGGUCUUUCAAUGAAAGACUGAUAUAUGGAACGGGGUCUGCUGGUGCUGAAGUAUAA
Molecule: messenger RNA, 1107 nt
Organism: Suillus subaureus
Lineage: Eukaryota; Fungi; Basidiomycota; Agaricomycetes; Boletales; Suillaceae
Exons: 6
Coding region: 1-1107 (368 amino acids)
Source: RefSeq, a predicted model, not a curated record